This is a messenger RNA of Penaeus monodon (black tiger shrimp), 1778 nucleotides long. Its product is annotated as glutamine synthetase-like. Gene Ontology annotation, cellular component: cytoplasm. Lineage: Eukaryota; Metazoa; Arthropoda; Malacostraca; Decapoda; Penaeidae. Gene Ontology annotation, molecular function: glutamine synthetase activity. The record is from RefSeq and is a predicted model, not a curated record.
CAAUGGGUAGUCUGAACUGGUCGAGAUAGUGAUCAAGAAAACACUUGAGAAUUGUAGUGUAACGUUGCAGUCACAUACAAAAGAUUGUAGCAAGAUGUUGUCACUUGGGAAUACAUCAGCCACCAACAAGACGGUGCUUGACAGGUACAUGAAGCUGCCAAUUCCUGACGACAAAUGUCAAGUUAUGUACGUCUGGGUUGACGGCAGUGGGGAGAACCUCCGCUCAAAGACCAGGACUGUCAACUUCAUACCCAAGUCUCCGUCAGAGCUCCCGAUCUGGAACUUCGACGGGUCGUCCACGGGCCAGGCCGAGGGCAGCAACAGCGACGUGUACCUGCACCCGGUGGCGCUGUACCGGGACCCCUUCAGACUGGGCAACAACAAGCUGGUGCUCUGCGAGACCUACAAGCACAACAAGAAGCCCACCGGCACCAACCACCGCCAUAGAUGCGUGGAGGUCAUGACCCGAGCGGCUGACCAGCACCCCUGGUUCGGCAUGGAGCAGGAGUACACGCUGCUGGACACCGACAACCACCCCUUCGGCUGGCCCAAGAACGGCUUCCCUGGGCCUCAGGGACCCUACUACUGCGGCGUCGGGGCAGGCAAGGUCUACGGGCGCGACGUGGUGGAGGCCCACUACCGGGCGUGCCUCUACGCGGGCAUUAACAUCUCCGGCGAGAACGCGGAGGUCAUGCCCGCCCAGUGGGAGUUCCAGGUGGGGCCGUGCGAGGGCAUCACGAUGGGCGACGACCUCUGGAUGGCGCGCUACUUCCUGCACCGCGUCGCCGAGGACUUCAACGUGGUGGUGUCCCUGGACCCGAAGCCCAUCCCCGGCGACUGGAACGGCGCCGGCAUGCACACCAACUUCUCCACGAAGGCCAUGAGGGAGGCCAACGGCAUCGUGGAGAUCGAGAAGGCCAUCGACAAGCUCUCGAGGCACCACAUCCGCCACAUCAAGGCCUACGACCCCAAGGAGGGCAAGGACAACGAGCGCCGCCUCACGGGACUCCACGAGACGUCGUCCAUCCACGACUUCUCCGCCGGCGUGGCCAACAGGGGCUGCUCCAUCCGCAUCCCCAGGGGCGUGGCCGAGGACAAGCAGGGCUACCUCGAGGACCGGCGGCCGUCCUCCAACGCCGACCCCUACAUGGUGUCGGAGGUCCUCGUGCGAACCAUUUGCCUGGACGAGUAGGCUCCUGCAGGACGGAGGGCAGGAGAAGCGCCCUUUGGCUUGAUCACGAAGGGCGAGCAAGCAGCCACCAAAACAUCGCCUGGGGAUCCUGCGGGCCUCGGGGAGAGGAAAGGGUCCCUCCUCCGCGAGAGAGAGAAACUUUCCGAUCCUGCAGGAGGGAAAAUCCUCUCCUGAAGGCUCCCGCAGGAACCCCCUGGCCCUUGCCUUCGCCCCCACCGCCAGCAGCGCGGGCUGACCCAAGGCCCGGCUGCCGCGAGGGACCAACACACAAUCCACUUCAUCUUUUCACUCUCUUGGUCACCUGAUCAUCAUCCUCUUCCUAUAUAGAUUUUUAAAUGACGAUUGCAUAAGUACAAGUAUUAUUUCAUUGUGAUAUGCGAGUGUGUUUUCUGUCUCGUUUUAAUUUCUCUUUUAUCUAUCAUUUCCCCCCCUUUCUCUUUCUCAUAAUUUACCUGAUUUCCCGUCUUUGCGAUGUUUGUAAAUAAGAGAAUUAUACGAAGCCAAAUAUGUCGGUUUAAAUAUUGAUGUAACUAUCGCGUAAUUUUAAUAUAUAAGAAUCUAUGACGUAUUACAAGUUUGUAUAUUA